AUGCUCAUGCACACAUUGUGCUGGGCCCACACGUACUUUUUCGGCCUUUCAAGCGGGUACAACGGAGGGAGCACACCCACUCGCUCCUCCUGCGAUUGCCCUAACUGUCAGGAGCUGGAGAGGCUGGGAGCCUCCGCUGCCUCUCUGAGGAAGAAGCCGGUCCACAGCUGCCACAUCCCGGGCUGCGGGAAGGUGUACGGCAAGGCCUCUCACCUCAAAGCCCACCUGCGCUGGCACACCGGCGAACGGCCCUUUGUUUGCAACUGGCUCUUCUGCGGGAAGCGCUUCACCCGCUCGGACGAACUGGAGCGGCACGUGCGCACCCACACGAGGGAGAAGAAGUUCACCUGCCCCCUGUGCAACAAACGGUUCACGCGUAGCGACCACCUGUCCAAGCACCAGAAGACUCACGCAGAUUCCGCCAUGCAGGGAAAAGGCGUAGCCGUGGAGGGGGAAACGGAUCCUCGGGGCGAGGAGGCCGCGGAGCUCAACGCCGGCGCCGUACCCACCAAUCCUGACCAGAUAACCAACGGGGAGGAGAAGGCCGGCACGCCAAACGGAGUGGAGAACAGCAGUGGACUGUUGGAGAUCUGACUUCAUUAAAUGUUCAGCUCAAAUAAUAAUAAUAAUAAAAAAUUGUUGUGUUUGAAAGGCAUCAAAUAAGAUUAAAAAAAGAAAAAAAAACGACGAGAGACUGAAGAUGUUGCCAGUAGCAACUGCUUCAUUACCUAUGGAUCACACACACACGUACAUAGCACACACACACAUGCAAACAAGGUGCACACAGCACGAGCGAACCUGCAGAAGUAUAUAUAAUAGUGCACAAAUGUAUGCAGGCACACACAAACAUGACCGACCAGGCCCGGACGUACGUGAACGCAAAUACAUCACGCGUGUCGCCUGGACACAUACAUAUACAUGCAUACAGAGAUAACUAUGAGCAAAUGUGCAGGCGUAUGUAAUGCACGCAAACACCUAAUGGUAAACAUGCUCAUGCACACAUUGUGCUGGGCCCACACGUACUUUUUCGGCCUUUCAAGUGAGACAAACCACUGGGGAAAUUGAACCUGCGAACGCAGAGGAGAGGAGAGCCUCCAAAAGGGAAGCAGCUUUAAGAGGAGACGCGGGGUCAGGAAGCUGGAGCUGACGGAGAGUCGU
This is a messenger RNA of Cynoglossus semilaevis (tongue sole), 1158 nucleotides long. RefSeq names its product transcription factor Sp7-like. Bases 1 to 594 code for a protein of 197 amino acids. Gene Ontology annotation, molecular function: DNA-binding transcription factor activity, RNA polymerase II-specific; RNA polymerase II cis-regulatory region sequence-specific DNA binding. Lineage: Eukaryota; Metazoa; Chordata; Actinopteri; Pleuronectiformes; Cynoglossidae. Gene Ontology annotation, biological process: regulation of transcription by RNA polymerase II. The transcript has 2 exons. The record is from RefSeq and is a predicted model, not a curated record.